AUUUUUUAUUCCCCAGAAACAUAAAAAUGGCAGCCAAAUGCUCAAGAAUUUGGGCUUAUAAUUCUAAUAAUGGGUUUAUCUUGCUUCUAUUGUAUGCUGUUUUCUUGGGGACAAAGGGAUCAAUUGUCUUGGCCAGUGAUGUUAGAAGAAAACUGGAUGACAUAACUGGCUCCAUAAAUAUUGACUGUGGAUUAUCAGAAAAUUCCAUCUCUAUCGAUCCUAAAACAGGAAUUCAGUACAUCCCAGACAAGACAUAUAUUGACACAGGACUGAGUAAAAAUAUAUCUUCAGACUUCAAUUCUGAAGCGCAAUCUCCAGCUUUUCUAACGACUGUCAGAAGUUUUCCUGAAGGAAACAGAAACUGUUACACCCUGCGACCGCCUGAAGGCAAAGCUAGCCUCUACUUAAUCAGAGCCUCGUUCAUGUACGGAAACUACGAUAAUCAGAAUGAAGUGCCGGAGUUCAGUUUAUAUCUCGGAGUUAAUUUGUGGGACACGGUGAAGCCUGAAAAUGCGUCUCAUGUUGUAAUAAAGGAGAUCUUACAUGUUGCUGUAAUGGAUAAUAUCUAUGUCUGUCUCGUAAAUACUGGUUCAGGAACGCCUUUUAUUUCAGCUUUGGAGUUGAGGCAUUUCAAGAAUUCUACUUAUAGAGCUGAUCCUGGUUCAGCGUUAGCCUUAUUCCAACGGCUUGAUUUUGGUUCUUCAAGCAAUGAUACAAUAAGGUACCAUGAUGAUGCUUAUGAUCGAAUAUGGUACCCUUACAAUUCCCCACAGUUCGAUCCCCUCAGUACUUCCUUUGCCGUUGAUUCCCUCAGAAUCACAGACUACAAUCUCCCAUCAAAGGUGAUGCAAACUGCUGUGCAGCCCAUGAAUAACGAAUCAAUAAAUUUCGAUUUUAACAUUGGGGACCCAUUUGUAAAUUUCUACAUUUACAUGCACUUUGCUGAAGUUGAAAGUAUUCCAAGCAAUGACCAAUCUAGAGCAUUCAACAUUGAAUUGAAUGGUAAGGUGUUAGAAGAAGUUGGUCUGAAGUAUUUGCAGUCCACAACUAUUUCUACUCUGCAGCCAAUCAGAGGACCCAGGCUUACGAUCUCACUCAAUCGGCUAUCCAAUUCUAGCCUUCCUCCGAUUAUUAAUGCAAUGGAAAUAUAUUUGGUGAAUAAAUUGUGGCAGAAAGCUACUAACCAAGAAGAUGUUAAUGCUAUUGAGGAGAUCAAGUCAAGCUAUAAUUUAUUUAAAGGGUGGCAAGGAGAUCCAUGUCUCCCUGCUCCAGCUUGGGAUGGUCUGAGUUGCAGUGACAGUGGCUAUGAUCCCCCAAAAAUUAUAUCUUUGAACUUAUCAUCAAUUGGAUUAACAGGACAUAUCUCUUCUUCAUUAUCCAAUCUGAAGUUUUUGCAGAACCUCGACUUGUCAAACAAUAGCUUAACAGGACCGCUGCCUAAUUUUCUGUCACAAUUAUCCGAUUUAAAGACUCUGAAUUUAGAAGGAAACAGACUCUCUGGUUCAGUUCCUUCUGCUUUGAUCGAAAGAUCCACCAAUGGCUCGUUGUUAUUAAGAUUGGAUCAAAAUCCUGAGCUUUGUCUGUUAUUACCAUGCAAAGAAGAGAAGAAAAACAUUGUGAUUCCAAUAGUUGCAACAAUAGUUCCAUUAUCAGUCAUCUUUCUGGCUCUAAUUAUCCUGUGGAGAUGCAAAAAAAGAAAAGUUCCAGGGAAGUUUGUCAACUCUCAGAAAGAAGAAGAAUCAUCCUUAAAAUCUGACAGCAGAAAAUACUCAUAUUCUGAGAUUGUCAGAAUUACCGACAAUUUUAGCACGAUUAUCGGAAAAGGAGGAUUUGGAACGGUUUAUCAUGGAAGCUUAGCUGAUGGAACUCAAGUUGCUGUUAAGAUGUUAUCUCCAUCAUCAACUCAAGGCUCGAUUCAAUUCCGAACCGAGGCUCACCUGUUGAUGAGAGUUCAUCACAGGAAUUUAGCUUCAUUUGUUGGAUACUGCUAUGAGGAUGCUAACAUUGGGAUAAUCUAUGAGUACAUGGCUUGUGGAAAUUUGGAGCAGUAUCUAUUAGAUAAAUCAUUGGAAGCUUUGACAUGGAAAGAAAGACUGCAGAUUGCACUAGACGCGGCACAAGGACUAGAGUACUUGCAUCAUGGUUGCAAGCCUCCUAUAAUUCACAGAGAUGUGAAAAGUGCCAAUAUUCUACUGACCGAAAAUUUCCAGGCGAAGAUUGCAGAUUUUGGACUGUCAAAAUAUUUCCCAUCGGACAGUAGGAGUCAUUUGUCCACCGGAGUUGUUGGCACUGUUGGUUACCUUGAUCCUGAGUAUUAUACGUCAGGCAGGCUGACCGAGAGAAGUGAUGUGUACAGCUUCGGAGUAGUUCUUUUAGAGGUAAUAACAGGCCAGCCAGCAAUAAUUAAAAACCAUGAUGAUAAUAUUCAUAUAAUUUCUUGGGUAAGUCGUUUUAUUGAAAGUGGGGAUAUAAGAAAUGCUGUUGAUCCAAGGUUAAAAGGCAAUUUCGAUACAAAUUCUGUUUGGAAAUUCAUGGAAACUGCAUUGUCAUGUGUUCCUUCAUUUUCCAUUCAAAGACCAUUGAUGAACCAUGUAGUUGCAGAAUUAAAAGAGUGCCUCGAUACGGAAAUUGCUCGAGAACGGAGCUCCAGAUCGGAAGGUCAAGCUAUGAGAUUAAGCAAUUCUUUUGAAAUGAUUACUGUAGAUCUUGGAAAUGAAUUGGGUCCUGAAGCAAGAUAGAAAGGAAAAUGUUUUUUCUUUAUUGCAAAGGAAUUUUUUGUAACAAUAUAUAUAUCUCGAUGUCAGCCGUAUUUGAUUCUAAGAGCUAAUGUACUUUGUAUUUAUUUUAAAUUGGUGAUUGUACUUUAAUUUGUUUUAAUCUAAAUACUAAAUUACGAUUUUA
Messenger RNA from Mercurialis annua (annual mercury), 2901 nucleotides. Its product is annotated as probable LRR receptor-like serine/threonine-protein kinase At1g05700. Lineage: Eukaryota; Viridiplantae; Streptophyta; Magnoliopsida; Malpighiales; Euphorbiaceae. Gene Ontology annotation, molecular function: protein kinase activity; ATP binding. The coding region runs from base 27 to 2738 and encodes 903 amino acids. Gene Ontology annotation, biological process: protein phosphorylation. The transcript has 13 exons. The record is from RefSeq and is a predicted model, not a curated record.